This is a messenger RNA of Phytophthora megakarya, 483 nucleotides long. The record is from the annotation of a GenBank genome assembly. NCBI's taxonomy places the organism in Eukaryota, Oomycota, Peronosporomycetes, Peronosporales, Peronosporaceae.
AUGAACUCAAUCCGAGUUGUAUUGUCGGUAGUGGUGGCGUUGGAGUAUGUGACCGAACGGUUGGAUGCGGAUACAGCUUUCUUGAACAGCGAUCUCAAGGAGCGCGUGUACAUGGAGGUUCUAUACGGCAUCAACAACACCAAGAAUAUGGUGUACAGACUGGAUAAAGCGAUAUAUGGUUUGAAACAGAUGAAGAAAGGCAUGCAUGUGUAUGUCUGCCUGUACGUGGAUGACAUGAUCAUCGCGGAAGACAACCAAGGUGCGAUAGCGCUGGCGAGCAAUGCGGGCUACAACGCUAGGACCAAGCACGUCGACAUCAAGCAUGAUUUCGUUCGAGAGAACGAGGCUCGAGAUGGCAUUGAGGUGAACUACAUCCCAACGAAGGAUCCGUUUGCAGACAUGCUGACCAUGGGACUCGGGACAAAGCGUCUCCAGUGUCUGAUGAAUGCAAGCGGAAUCUUCGCCAAGGAUGCGCAGCACUAG